UACCGGAGGCUCCGGGCUCAUCAAUAAACGCCGCCGGCGGGGGCAGGGAGCCGGGGGGGCUCCGGGGAUCUCCGCAUCCCUUCCCACCACCGAGAGCUCACCGUGGGCCACCGGAUCGGUCCAUCGGCAUCGCCCAUGGCCGCCCUCUUCACCGGGAAGGUCCUGACGGGCAACCGGGAGCGGGACGAGGUGGAGACGGAGCGGGAGCUGGGCCUGGCGCUGGAGAACAAGGUGCUGCUGCUCUAUUUCGGGUCGGGGCAGUGCCCGUGGUGCCGGCAGUUCGCCCCCAUCCUCAAGGAUUUCUUCCUCCGUUUGACCGACGAGUUUUACGUGGAACGGGCGUCGCAGCUGGUCCUGGUGUACGUGUCGCGGGACGAGACGGAGGAGCAGCAGAGCGCGUUCCUCAGGAGCAUGCCGAAACGCUGGCUGGCCGUUCCCUUCGGGGACGCCUUCAAAAGGGACCUGGAGCUGCGCUUUGGCGUCUCCGAGGUGCCGGUGGUGGUGGUGCUGAGGCCUGACGGGGAGGUGAUCGUCGGCAACGCCGUGGACGAGAUCCGGCGCGUGGGACCCGCUUGCUUCCGAAACUGGCAGGAAGCCGCCGAGCUGGUGGACCGGAAUUUUCUCUUGGCGGAGGAUUUUGACGAGUUGAGCAGGAGGAGCAUCACCGACCCCUUCCGCCGCCUCAAGUACAAGGUGGAGAAGACGCCGGAGGAGAAGAAAAAGGGGAGGAAAGAGGACGGUGAAGAGUCUCCUUAGGAGCCGGUCGGGGUCUCUGUCCCCACCCGCCAUCUCCGGAUCAGCAACGUCUCUCUCUAUUCUAGAAUUGCGCCAAAAAUCACCUUAGUUUUCCAAAAAUUGAAUUGUUUUAAGGCAAAUGCGCUCUACUCCUGCGCAUGGCUGUUCAUACCCGGAAAAUUGGUUGGCGUAAUAAGGAUAUUCCGAGCUCGACUGAAGUACAUUUUCUUUUUUGCACCCUGGGACCUAGAGUAGUAAAAAAAAUCCUCAGGGUGACGUCUUUGUCACGUAUUUACCAAAAAAGUUAGAAGAAAACUAACCGCCAGAGGCCGGCAUUCAGUGAACGACUCGCUAAAGAGUCCUAAAAAUGUGAAUUGCAUUAAAAAAACCCCCAAGCGCUGCCACGGGGGUACGGAGAGGCUGUGGGAAACGGCAGCGGGAACAGAAUCCCUCUGAGAAGCCGAUAGGGGGAGGGGUUUUUUUUUGGGAGACAGACGCCCACGCGCUAAGUGAGAAAUCUCUCGCGUCACUGCUCACGUUAUGCUGCUGAAAAGUGAAGGUUUUGGACAAAUCCUGCCGAGGAGCAGGUUGUUCCGUGGCCGGAGUGCAGCGGCGCCGUGCUGGUGACCUGCCACCUCUCGUUAUCUGCUCACGGCCGUUGCCGUCUCCGGCAGCAGAGAGCCCGGCAGCGAUCCGUCGGGAAGCCGAAUCCCAUCCCAGGCGGAAGAUCCGCCUGUCCCAAUCCUGCCGGGGCUGCGCACGUCCUUAGCGAACAUCGCUCCGCUCUGUCCUCUCAAAUCCAACAGAUUUGUACGAAACCGACUCUCUCCGUAGCCAAAAAUCUCAUUUACGGAGCCUGCGGGGAAUCCUGCCGCGCGCAUCCCCCUUCUUUCCCGAAUCAAGGGGUCUAAAAAGCAGGAGAAAGGGGGAAAGGGAGCAUUAAUUUGCUCAGGUUUGGUCCUGUAUCGGCGGGGAGCUGAGCAGAGGGUUUAGAAAAGCUUUGCUGGAUCCACGAAGGAUCUGGGAAGGGAAGCGCAUGUCGGAGACAGACAGAGGCUCGUUCGACUUGUUUUCUCACUUCAUCUUCCCCCUCUUCGCCCAGCAAGUCCGACAGGUAGAGGAGGGAGGGAGGAGAAGUCCCAUAAAACAAACGGUUGGGAGGAGACUCCGCGCCCGGGCAGAAGAAGGGCAUUUCCUUCGGGAUGCUCUACGGCGCACGGACGUCGCGUGAAAAGGCACAAAUCGCACCCAAAAGAGCUUUCAGGCGGAGGAGCGAAGCUGUGCUGGCUGGCGGCCGCUGACGAAGCAAUAUCCCAUUUGCCUCGGGCCACGUCC
This is a messenger RNA of Chroicocephalus ridibundus (black-headed gull), 2070 nucleotides long. It is a transcript of the gene NXNL1, whose product is annotated as nucleoredoxin like 1. Gene Ontology annotation, biological process: photoreceptor cell maintenance. Gene Ontology annotation, cellular component: mitochondrion. The record is from RefSeq and is a predicted model, not a curated record. The transcript has 2 exons. The coding region runs from base 136 to 756 and encodes 206 amino acids. Lineage: Eukaryota; Metazoa; Chordata; Aves; Charadriiformes; Laridae.